AUGUCAGGUGAUCGUCCCGCGUGCCGCGCACACGCCGAGCUAACAGGCAGCAAUGAUGCGCUCCGCGCGCACGGCAUUCUGCCGCCCAAGCCGCCAUCGCGCUCGCCUUCCCCCGAUGUGCCGCACAUCUCGCAGGCCGACGCCGUUCGAGCAAUUGCGUCAACAGCAGAUGCGGAGCAGCUCGGCACUCUGCUUGAGGGUGACAACCUCGACUCGGACGACGAGCGGAUGUUUGAGGACUACCGUCGUCGCCGACUUGCGGAGAUGCAGCGUGAGGAGAAGCGGGGACGUUUCGGAACGCUCGAGCCGCUCGGACGGGACGACUUUGUCCGUGAAGUCACGGAGGCGAGUAAGCUGAACGCCGACGGAGAGGUUGAACCAGACUCGGAGCCAGAAAACAAGGACAGUGAUGACGAGGACGAGCGGCCCAAGAUGGUCCAGGCGAGGCGAUUGAAGGGCACUGGUGUUGUCGUCUUCCUCUACAAGGAUUCCGCUGGCAGGCAGACGAUGAAACGCUGGCAGGAGAUUAAAUGCUUAGCUGACAUCAGCGUGCCGCUGUCCCAGCAUCUGCGCCCGCUCCUGCAACAGGUCGCUGCCGCGCACCCCGAGACCAAGUUCCUCGCUAUCCAGGCGCAAAUGUGUAUCCCCAACUACCCCGACCGCAACGUUCCCACUCUCCUCGUCUACCGCAACGGCGACAUGGUCGGAAACGUCGUUGCUGGCAUGGGUCUGAAGGGCAUGAAGACGACAGCCAAGGACGUCGAGAACCUCCUCCUCCACUACGGUGCGAUCGAGAAGCCGUCUCCCGCCCUGCGCCGGAGCAACAACAGCGAUGACGACUCGGACUUGGACUCUGACGGCGGCGAUGUCGGCACUGUGAACGCGCGCUCAGGGGGUAUCCGUGCAGCCGGUCGAGGACCGGGAACAGGCCGGAAGCAGGAGGACAGCGAUGACAGCGACUUUGACAUGUGA
Trichosporon asahii var. asahii CBS 2479 is the source of this 972-nucleotide messenger RNA. Its product is annotated as GTPase inhibitor. The transcript has 4 exons. NCBI's taxonomy places the organism in Eukaryota, Fungi, Basidiomycota, Tremellomycetes, Trichosporonales, Trichosporonaceae. Gene Ontology annotation, biological process: protein folding. Gene Ontology annotation, cellular component: cytoplasm. The coding region runs from base 1 to 972 and encodes 323 amino acids. The record is from RefSeq and is a predicted model, not a curated record.